Lampris incognitus (smalleye Pacific opah) is the source of this 1005-nucleotide messenger RNA. It is a transcript of the gene mrpl24, whose product is annotated as mitochondrial ribosomal protein L24. The record is from RefSeq and is a predicted model, not a curated record. The transcript has 6 exons. NCBI's taxonomy places the organism in Eukaryota, Metazoa, Chordata, Actinopteri, Lampriformes, Lampridae. Bases 108 to 758 code for a protein of 216 amino acids. Gene Ontology annotation, cellular component: mitochondrion; ribosome. Gene Ontology annotation, molecular function: RNA binding; structural constituent of ribosome. Gene Ontology annotation, biological process: translation.
UUUUAUUUUUAAAUAAAUAGCAACGUACGACGCUCUUGCUCCGUUAGCUUACCUGGAACCAAUGGCUCCCAGGCAGCCAUUGGUUUACAUGCAUUUCAGUACGGAAAAUGCGUCUGACAGCAUUCCUAUCAAUGGCAGCCAAGGCUGCUUUCCCCAAAAACUAUCGCUAUGGCACCAAUAGACCCUGGACCGUCGCUGCAAAGAGGCGUAACCCGCCAGCCAUGAAGAGGAAAAAGAUAUUUGUGGAGCCAAUAGCAAAUGAAGACUUUAGUGUUUUCAAAGGAGACACUGUCGAGAUUCUAAAUGGAAAAGACAAGGGGAAACAAGGAAAGGUGACCCAAGUCUUCAGAAAAAGAAACUGGGUUAUUUUGGAGGGACUGAACACGCAUUACAGAUAUGUAGGCAAAUCCAUGGACUACCGUGGGCUCUACAUCAGUAGUGAGGCACCCCUUCUCAUCCGCGACAUCGCCCUCAUUGACCCCACAGACAGGAAGCCCACCGAGGUGGAGUGGAAGUUCACAGAGGAGGGGGACAGGGUCCGGGUGUCUCUCAGGACGGGUCGGAUCAUCCCCAAACCGAUUGUCCAGCGCAGAGACGGCAUUGUGCCAGAGCAGUGGAAGGAUGGUCCCAAAGAUACCAAUCCUGAAGACACUCUGGAGAGGACCUAUUUACCGUCUUUGAAAACCCUAGAGGAGGAGGUCAUGGAGAAACUGGGCAUCCAGGAGACCAGGAGACACCGGACAUCCUUCUGGUAUUGAGUGGAGAAUCUGAAGAGACAUUUAUUACAUCCCUCGGUGUCCCCAUUCUUAAACUGCCCCUCCCCUUCAGACAGCAGGAGAUUCUGAAGGUACAAUGUUAUGGGGGGAUUCAACUGAUGGACAUAUUAUAGUAGGAUUAAUGAGAAUGGGGAGAGAAAAACAUCUGUGGAUCAUCUAAGAUGGUGUCACUAAAACCCUUUUUUUAUGUUAUGUUAUGUUAUGUUAUGAAUAAAUACAAGUAAAGAGA